Messenger RNA from Capronia epimyces CBS 606.96, 549 nucleotides. RefSeq lists its product as uncharacterized. Lineage: Eukaryota; Fungi; Ascomycota; Eurotiomycetes; Chaetothyriales; Herpotrichiellaceae. The transcript has a single exon. The record is from RefSeq and is a predicted model, not a curated record. The coding region runs from base 1 to 549 and encodes 182 amino acids.
AUGGCUCGAUCUCAAUCUUCGGCCUUCCUCGCCCUCCUGACCGUCCUCCCCUACGUCACUUAUGCCUCACCCGUUUCACACCUCUACAAACGCGACAUGUCAGCUGGCGCCAAAGCUGGACUCGGCGUCGGCAUCGCUGUGGCUGCAGUCAUGGCCGUAUGCCUCCUUACCUUCUUUGUCGUUCACCUCCGGCGAUCUCGACAUCUGGCACAAAUCAACAGAGAACGAUCUGUCCUCGCCGGUGAGAAGAACCAAGACGGCUCUGAUAAGCCCGACAUUUUCGCAUCCAAUCCACCCAACAACUCAGGAAUGCCGAGGAGGAACAAGUCAGUCAAGGAUCGAUUGAUGGGCCCUCUGUACCGAGGGAGCACGAUCGAUCUCAUGCCGAUUCCGAAGGCGCACGUGAAUGGUCAGAAUCGAAGCAGCACGUUAACCAUGGACAACGCCGACGGACAACCCUUCCUGCACAAGCCAUGGGCUCACGGCGAGAGCUCUCCGAGACCUAGUUUCAGCAGCAAACGGGCCACCAGAAUGAUGAUGAUGAUGUGA